Messenger RNA from Cololabis saira (Pacific saury), 609 nucleotides. RefSeq names its product C-X-C motif chemokine 10. Gene Ontology annotation, biological process: cellular response to lipopolysaccharide; neutrophil chemotaxis; antimicrobial humoral immune response mediated by antimicrobial peptide. Gene Ontology annotation, molecular function: CXCR chemokine receptor binding; chemokine activity. Bases 32 to 355 code for a protein of 107 amino acids. NCBI's taxonomy places the organism in Eukaryota, Metazoa, Chordata, Actinopteri, Beloniformes, Belonidae. The transcript is spliced from 4 exons. The record is from RefSeq and is a predicted model, not a curated record. Gene Ontology annotation, cellular component: extracellular region.
AUGCUAAAAAUCCAAACCCGCCACCCAGAAGAUGAAUAAAUCACUGCUCCUGCUGGCGGCUCUGACGCUCUGCUGCUGCAUCUCCUCUCUGGACGCUUCUUCCAGGUCUUGGUGUAAUUGCAUGCAAAUCAUCUCCCAUCCCAUCCCUGAAAGGAGGAUCGGGAAAAUCGAGGUGACCCCUCCAUCUGGACGGUGCCGCCGGACUCAAGUGAAAAUCACCAUGAGGAAUGGUUCAAAGGUCUGCGUCAAUCCAAAUGCGAAGUGGCUCACAAAGCUUCUUGCAGCUUUGGAAAAGAAAAAUGGGGACUUUAACUCAACUCUGCCACCCCCGGCUUCCUCAACAGCCUCCUGGUGACUUUCUUCGGCACAGAAAUGUCUUCAUUCAAGUUUAUGAGGAUUCAAGAACUCUUUCAUUUUUAUACAUUUCAAAACAUUUUUGUUCUAUUAAAUUUUGACGGCAGUCAUAAUACCUAAAGUAUUGACCUAUUUUAUAGUUAGGAAAAAUAAGAUAUUUAUCUGUGCUGUGGAAUGUAAACUGAGUUAAAUAAAACUCUAUUGAUUUGGUGCCUAAAUGUGAAGGAGAUCCUGCUCUUGUUUGUGUAACUUAUA